AAGAUGCCCAUGGUUGAAGGUGACUAAGGGUUACUCAAAGGUAGAUGGACUUUCAUGGUUCUUCACCAUUCUUGUAGGUGGCUCUGCCCGGAGGACAACACAAAGAAAGAAAUUGGAAUCUGCCUCUUCGGGACCCAGAUAAAUUGUACAGUGCUGGAAGGUGGCGAUGGCUGUGGCCCUGGGUUGUGCAAUCCAGGCCUCCUUGAAUCAGGGCUCGGUGUUUCAAGAAUAUGAUACCGACUGUGAGGUCUUCCGCCAGCGCUUCCGGCAGUUCCAGUACAAAGAAGCAGCUGGGCCUCAUGAAGCUUUCAACAAACUCUGGGAGCUCUGCUGUCAAUGGCUGAAGCCAAAGAUGCGUUCUAAGGAGCAAAUCUUGGAGCUGCUGGUGUUGGAGCAAUUCCUAACGAUUCUGCCCACAGAGAUAGAGACCUGGGUGAGGGAACAUUGCCCAGAGAACAGAGAAAGAGUUGUGUCACUGAUAGAAGACUUACAGAGAGAACUUGAGAUACCAGAGCAGCAGCUCGAUAGGCAGGAAAUGCUCUUGGAAGAACUGGCACCAGUGGGAAUGGCACACAUACCGCCAAACAUCCACCUGGAGUCACCCCCACUCCAAGUAAUGGGACCUGCCCCGGAGGUCCCAGUGGCAGAGGCGUGGAUCCCACAGGCAGGGCCGCAGGAGCUGAGCUUCGGUGCUGCUGGGGAAGGCCAGCCCUUUCUGGACCCUGGAUAUCCAAUACCAAAACUCGACGUGAGCUUUCCAUUGGAGCAUAGGGAAGAGGCAUGGGUGAAGGAACUACAAGAUUCCAAAGAAAUUAAGCAAUUACUCGAUUCCAAGUUAGGUUUUGAGAUCGGGAUAGAAAAUGAAGAAGCUACUUCAGAAAAACAGAAAAAAAUGGAGAAUAUGUAUCCAUUUAUUGUUACUUUAGAGGGGAAUGCUCUUCAUGGCCCCAUCUUGCAAAAAGACUAUGUACAGUUAGAAAAUCAAUGGGAAACCCCCCCAGAGGAUUUACAGAGAGAUUUAACAAAACUUGUAGAACAUCAGAACCCCUCAGCAGGAGAGAAACCUGAGAGCUCCAACUUGGAAGAACCCCUCAACCCUAGACCCCAUAAGAAAAAGAGUCCAGGAGACAAACCUCACCGAUGUUCUCAGUGUGGGAAAUGUUUUGCUCGGAAGUCACAGCUUACAGGGCACCAGAGAAUUCAUUCAGGAGAGGAACCUCAUAAGUGCCCUGAAUGUGGAAAAAGAUUCCUUCGUAGUUCAGACCUUUACAGACACCAACGACUUCAUACGGGGGAGAGACCCUAUGAAUGCACGGUGUGUAAAAAGCGAUUCACUCGGCGGUCACACCUUAUAGGGCACCAGAGAACCCAUUCUGAAGAAGAAACAUAUAAAUGCCUUGAGUGUGGGAAAAGCUUUUGUCAUGGAUCAAGUCUUAAAAGACAUCUGAAAACUCAUUCAGGUGAGAAACCUCAUAGAUGUCAUAAUUGUGGGAAAAGUUUUAGUAGGCUGACAGCUCUUACUUUGCACCAGAGAACUCACACUGAAGAGAGACCAUUUAAAUGUAAUUACUGUGGGAAAAGCUUUAGACAGAGACCAAGCCUUGUUAUUCAUUUAAGAAUUCAUACAGGGGAGAAGCCAUACAAGUGUAGUCAUUGUUCUAAAAGCUUCAGACAGAGAGCAGGCCUUAUUAUGCACCAAGUCACUCACUUUAGAGGUCUUCUUUAAGGAUUGUUAAAGGAAACAAGUCCUACAGAGAUUGACAGUAACUCAAAAAACAAAAUCUUAAACCUGCAGCAUCCUGUUUGUCUUGGAAGAAUUUUUUUGUUUGAGCUUAU
Eubalaena glacialis (North Atlantic right whale) is the source of this 1836-nucleotide messenger RNA. It is a transcript of the gene ZNF449, whose product is annotated as zinc finger protein 449. Gene Ontology annotation, biological process: regulation of transcription by RNA polymerase II. The transcript is spliced from 5 exons. Gene Ontology annotation, molecular function: RNA polymerase II cis-regulatory region sequence-specific DNA binding; DNA-binding transcription factor activity, RNA polymerase II-specific. Bases 167 to 1726 code for a protein of 519 amino acids. NCBI's taxonomy places the organism in Eukaryota, Metazoa, Chordata, Mammalia, Artiodactyla, Balaenidae. The record is from RefSeq and is a predicted model, not a curated record.